AUGGCUAAGAAUGAAGCGCCGCCGACCAUUGAAGUGAAGCUGUUCGUGGACAAGGAGAAGAAGAAGGUGCUCUUUGCGGAGUCCGACAAGGAGUUCGUCGACGUGCUCUUCGGUUUCCUCACCAUGCCUCUCGGCACCGUCGUGCGCCUGCUGGAUAAGCAGUCUCAGAUGGGGUGCCUCGACGAGGUGUACAAGAGCGUGGAGGAUCUCAGCGCCGACUACUUCGAAAUCAAGGCCUGCAAGGCGAUGCUUCUGAAACCGCUCAACGCGGCUUCCGGUCACUGCUGUCGGCUCAAGAUCAACGUCGACGACACAAAGCCUAGGGCGGCAGUGUAUGUCUGCAAAGACACGAGCUGUUGCGCUCGUGACGAUUUCGCGUUUAGCUCGGUCCCUGACACCGUCUGCAGAUGCGGCAAAGUGAUGGAGUCUGUUGGGGAUAGGCCGCCGGACAACGGUGCCAAAACUGAGGCUGCUGGUUCUGAUUAUGGAGUUUUUGUCAAGGGAUGCCAGAAGUUUAUCACCACCGAUGAUCUUCAGGUAGCGCCAGCAUCCACGUCUCUCAUGCUUUCGCUCUGCAAGAAAUUCGGAGUUCAGGAUCCAAACGAUCUUGAUAAGACGACUCUCCAGCUCACUUCUGAUAAGAUAACUAGUUUGCUCAGGAGAUCACUCACAUCCAAGCAACCUUUAACUGGGCUCCAUUUCGACGUUCCUAUCUCACCUGACGAUGCACCCCUUGUUUGGGUCGAUUGGAGCCUGUGGAAUGAACAAGUGAAUGAGGUAGACGACAAGGUUGUGAAGAUAAAGGUUCUUCAGACGAAGACAAACUCCGCUGUACUGUACGCUGAAGUUGGCCAUGAUUUCGUUGAUCUCGUUUUUGGAUUGUUGAGUGUUCCACUUGGAUCUGUAGCUAAGGCGUUUUGCCAGCCGCUACCAAAUGGUUGCAUCGAUAACCUUUACAGGAGCAUAGAUGGUUGCGCUGAAGGAUGCAUGAGAGCAGAAUGCAAGAACCUGCUACUAACCCCAGAGUUGCCACCCUUCUUUGGUUGCGGCGCUAGCCAGAUCCUACAGGUGAAUCAAAUAGCUCCCAGGAAGAUAAAGAUCGAUUUUUGCUUCACAUGCUUCAAGAUUGGUGGUUUUUCUGGCUAUAGUCGUUGUCACCAAAAAGGAAGAAUAAUACGUUGGGAUGGCUAUGAUCCAGAAUAUGGAUACAUCAAUUGUCAAAAAUAUACCAAAACUGCAGAGGUAAGUGAGUUAGAUCCAAAGUCGCCUGAGGGGAAAAGUGACCACCACUCUGCAUAUGUGAAGCAGGAGCCUCAGAACUUCAUGGUGACUGAUUGCCUCCGUGUAAGUCCUCUCUCUUUGGAUAGCUGCCUACGAGUAGUCAGCGAUGCCAAGGUUGAGAUGAAGGAGCUUGUGGAGAAGGAAGUCACUCUGACAAAGUUCCAGGUUAGGGAGAUACAGAGAGCUGCUCUGAUGAGUCGCGACGCUCUCAGCUCUGUGCUCGUGCCUCUCCGAAGAAGAAGAAUCUGA
This is a messenger RNA of Sorghum bicolor (sorghum), 1530 nucleotides long. RefSeq lists its product as uncharacterized. Bases 1 to 1530 code for a protein of 509 amino acids. The record is from RefSeq and is a predicted model, not a curated record. Lineage: Eukaryota; Viridiplantae; Streptophyta; Magnoliopsida; Poales; Poaceae. The transcript is spliced from 3 exons.